AUGGCUGACCAGAUCGAAAGGGCCUAUCAAAAGCAACAUUUGUUCCAAAAUACCAAAAUCAAAGGCGGAAAGAAGGUAGUAACGAAGGAGAAGCGGUGGCACAAGGAUGUUGGCUUAGGCUUCAAGACCCCACUUGAAGCUAUUAACGGUACUUACAUCGACAAGAAGUGCCCUUUCACUAGCGACGUAUCGAUUCGCGGGCGUAUCCUGACUGGUAAGGUCGUGUCUACCAAAAUGAACCGGACGAUUGUUAUUCGACGGGAUUACCUUCAUUAUAUCCCUAAAUACAAUCGUUACGAGAAGAGGCACAAAAAUCUUGCAGCCCACGUUUCUCCAGCGUUCCGUGUGGAGCUCGGUGACAUGGUCACCGUUGGGCAAUGCCGUCCCUUAUCAAAGACUGUACGGUUCAACGUUCUUCGUGUCAUGAAGAGUAAAGCUGCGACGAAGACUUUUGGCAAGUUCUGA
This is a messenger RNA of Fomitiporia mediterranea MF3/22, 465 nucleotides long. RefSeq lists its product as uncharacterized. Gene Ontology annotation, cellular component: ribosome; cytosolic small ribosomal subunit. The record is from RefSeq and is a predicted model, not a curated record. Bases 1 to 465 code for a protein of 154 amino acids. Gene Ontology annotation, molecular function: structural constituent of ribosome. Gene Ontology annotation, biological process: translation. The transcript has 6 exons. NCBI's taxonomy places the organism in Eukaryota, Fungi, Basidiomycota, Agaricomycetes, Hymenochaetales, Hymenochaetaceae.